This is a messenger RNA of Aplysia californica (California sea hare), 934 nucleotides long. RefSeq lists its product as uncharacterized. The transcript is spliced from 3 exons. The coding region runs from base 93 to 869 and encodes 258 amino acids. Lineage: Eukaryota; Metazoa; Mollusca; Gastropoda; Aplysiida; Aplysiidae. The record is from RefSeq and is a predicted model, not a curated record.
CAUCAUUGUGUUCUCAUGUAUUUGUUUCCACUUUAGAAUAUAAUCAUCCUAUUUGUUAAUAAGUAUGUAUUCUCUUUUCCCCAGACAGAACAAUGUCUCUUCGUAACGUCUUGGAUCAACGUGGGCUGAAAAGAUUCAGUUUCCUCCGCUUUGGCUGGAUUUUCUUCUUGUCAUUAAACCACCAAGUGUUCUCACAAAAUGGCACGGAGUUUGUGGCAUUGGAACAACCUUCAGGCACCAUGUUCGGGUACUACAGCACUUCGGUAACAACAAGGUCGCUCUUCGACUGCGCCAUUUCCUGCAAGCUGGACACAUCUUGCAGCUCCAUUUUCUACAACGACAGUCAAUGUGUGAUAGUGAGAUACGUCAGAGACAAUCAGACGGUCCUUCCUCCGAUCGUCAACCCAUCCGCCUUCAACGGUUUCGCUCACUUCGAGAAGUCAGGCUUUUCUGAUUCGACGACUUCUCUCUUUUGUUCUUACACCUGGGUUGAUGUGGUUCAGAAAUGCAUUCAAGUCGUCGAUGGGACGAUGACAGACUGGGAGAGUGCCCGACUUACCUGCCAAGAAAACUCUGGAGAUCUCUUGUGCUUGUCUCAUGGGCAGUUCGAGGAUUUCCGUCAGUACUUGGAGACGGAAUAUGGUCUUCCUGCGACGCUGCAUAUUGGUCUUCAGUACAUGAGUUCUUUCCAGGAGUGGCAGUGGGUGUGUACCAACACUGCCUUGUCCGACACAAUAACCUCUGGCGGUCAACCUCUGACAGCAGGAAACAAUGACCAAUACGCUUUCCUCAACAGCUUUGACAACUACUUUGCUCUUUCACAGUACACUUCUGAGAAUCUUCAAUUUGGGUAUAUUUGCCAGUACUAAUUCAUAUUGAUAUACAGAAAAGUGGGAAGACAUGGAAUAACAUCAAGAGGCUAGCCCAGGAUAGA